Messenger RNA from Priapulus caudatus, 671 nucleotides. RefSeq lists its product as uncharacterized. Lineage: Eukaryota; Metazoa; Priapulida; Priapulimorpha; Priapulimorphida; Priapulidae. The coding region runs from base 25 to 567 and encodes 180 amino acids. The transcript is spliced from 3 exons. The record is from RefSeq and is a predicted model, not a curated record.
GUAUGGCAGCUAUAUAGUUCCAUCAUGGAUAUAGAGAAGAAUAAACUUCUCGAUACUCAGCUAGUGCAAUCGAACGAAGUUGCAAAUUCAAAUGCGAUGGAGUUGGAGGGCUUGAAAAGAGUGCUAACGACCCUGAAUGACAACGACAUAGCUGUAGCAAGCAUCAUUACGGACCGGCACGUGCAAAUUCGGAAAUUCCUCAGGGAGAAGCACCCGGAAAUUCACCAUUGGUUUGAUGUUUGGCAUCUGUCAAAGGGAGUGAAAAAGAAAAUUGACCUGUUAUCGAAGCGGAAAGAUUGCGAAGUUCUCGCCGAGUGGUCUCGAGCCAUCAGCAACCACCUAUACUGGUGUGUUGCUAGUAGUUCCGGAGAUGGGGACAUGGUGGAGGCAAAGUGGAGAAGUAUCAUGCGGCACAUUGUGGAUAUACACAAAGAUCACGCGGAAAUUUUCCCGGAGUGUCUGCAUGGACCAAUAGAGCCACGAAAAUGGUUGAGACAAGGUUUGUGCAGUAAAUAUAGUGGUUCCAGUAGCUUGCCUUCCUUGCGAUAUCACAAACAUUUGUGGUAAACAAUCUAUCUUGUAAUAUCAUAAACAUUUAGUUUUUCUUACCCAUACAUCAUGCACCAUGCCAUACUUAUACUAUUUCUAAUCAUGUCUUUGUUGUACUAUCC